Cryptomeria japonica (Japanese cedar) is the source of this 2834-nucleotide messenger RNA. RefSeq lists its product as uncharacterized. NCBI's taxonomy places the organism in Eukaryota, Viridiplantae, Streptophyta, Pinopsida, Cupressales, Cupressaceae. The coding region runs from base 338 to 2593 and encodes 751 amino acids. The transcript is spliced from 6 exons. Gene Ontology annotation, cellular component: membrane; GPI-anchor transamidase complex. Gene Ontology annotation, biological process: attachment of GPI anchor to protein. The record is from RefSeq and is a predicted model, not a curated record.
CUCUUACAAUACUCUUAAAAUUCUUCAUUCAUCCCGAUUGACCCCUCUUCCCUAACUUCAAAAAAAGUUUUGUUUUUAAGAAAACUUCAAGCGUAAUAAAAUAACUUGAGGAAAUCUAUGGAGUUUUUCCGGCUGAGAAAUUUUAGCUCCUACGCUUCAUGGAUCAGAGCCUAAAGAGGAACCCUUGUAUGGUGUUGCUUACUGAUCUUGCAGCAAAAUGACAAUCAAAAGUCUAUAGCGUGUUGGUCAGCACUUAUUGGCAAAAUGUCCAGAUCCUGGAACCGAUCUUAAGUCGUUUAGAACAGGGUGAAUAAGCAAGAAGGCAAAGGAAGUGUCAAUGGCAGUGCUUGCAGAGGAGAAGACGACAGAAAGGGGCCGAUUAAUAGCACGAUUGGCAACUUUGCUCAUCCGCUAUGCCCAUCCGCUCAGCGUCUUGAGCUGUUUGGCAGGGCUGAUUGCUCUUCUUCUUCUGCCUCUUCUUGCCAAGAAUACUUACAUUUCAGAGAAUGCACUCAUACCUGGUUCUUCGAAUGCCCGGUAUUCAAAUCAGGAGGCAAAGGAGGCAAAUGACUUGGCCAAAGAGAUUCUAGCCUUGAAGCUUUCCUCAAUGCAAAAUCCUGUGGCAAUUCAAAGCUUGUUAAUGCAACACAUGUAUGAAACAGCUGAAGAUGUGUAUUUUCAUAACUUUCUACCUCCAGUUAAUACUUUUGAACCAUCAAGUUUUUUCAUAGAUUCUUCCUACUCCAAGCGAAAAGAGUUUAAAAGCAUAAACUCAUCUGCCCUAGGCGUAAAUGUAGUUGGAAUAAUAAGAGCACCACAUGGUGAUGGUAAAGAGGCAAUUGUAUUGGUUACACCUUUCCGCUCUGACAAUGUUGAUAUAGGUGAUGCUCUGUCUUUAGGGCUUGGAUUCUCAUUAUUCCGUAUGUUUAGUAGAACCAUCUGGCUUGCCAAAGAUAUUGUUUGGUUGGCUGCAGAUUCAAAGUAUGGGGCUUAUGCAGCUGUUGCUGCAUGGCUUAAAGACUACCAUGAGCCUGUAUUUUAUUAUUCUUCUGAAUUUUUGAAGUCUUCCUCACCUAUUAACAGCCAAAAUCCUGCAGAGACAAAAAAACUUACUUUCAAACAGAUUAACUAUAAGAAAGCAGGUGACUUUCAGCGUGCUGGAACUAUUGCUGCUGGUUUGGUCUUUCAAGUGAAGGAAACUGGGAUCCAAAUUGAUAAAGACAGGCUGGAUAUUUAUGCUGAGGGAUGUAAUGGACAGAUGCCAAAUUUAGAUCUGAUUAAUGUGGUGAAUUUUUUAGCAGUUCACAGACAAGGGUUACAGGUGAGAGUGGAUUCAAUAUCUCACAUGCUUAGUUGGGAAUGGCUUGCUUGUUUAGGUAGGAUGUUGGAAUGGCUGGGUAACGUAGUGGGUGGCCUGAAUCCUGGUUGGAAAUUUGGUCUCUCUGCUUUUGAAUAUCUUCAUGGUGCGGCCACCCUUGCCAGCUCUAUCUAUCAUCAGGCCUUGGGUAUACCUACUGGUGCUCAUGGAGCCUUUCGGGAUUACCAAGUGGAUGCAAUUACUCUUAAAAUGUCCCCACAGUUUUUUCUUGAGAAUGAAACUGCCAGGAUGUCAUUUCUCCUAAAGCUUGGCAGGCUUCUUGAAGGGGUAGUACGCUCAGUGAAUAACCUGCUCGAGAAGUUUCACCAGUCUUUCUUUCUAUACUUUUUAACUGCUUCUAGUAGAUUUGUUUCUGUUGGAGUUUACAUGAUACCCUUUGCCCUCCUAGUUGUCCCCCUUAUGAUCCUUGCAGCAUCAUUAUGCUCAUAUAAACAUGAUAGUCUGUCUACAUUUUCAAAGUCUGAUGAUAAGUCUGGGCCUCUAAAACAUCAUGAACCAGAGGUUACUGAUAUAAAUGCUUCACAAUCAGCAACAUCAAACAACCCUUCAGGUCAAGAUUUAAACAUGAAAUUAGGUCUCAACCUUCAGUCGCAGCAAUGGUUUGUUGCUGCAAAAGUUGUUCUCUUAGUUUACUUGUGGGCGUCUGUCAUUGCCAUGCUUCCUUUUCUGAUAUAUAGAUUCUCAAUACAGGCUUCUGAGAUGAAGUUGUUAAUAUGGGUUGUCUUAUCUUGCCUAACCUUACUUGUAGGGAAUAGUAUUUUAGGCUCUCCUUAUACUAGAUUUGGUGUGCAACAUGAUGCAGUCAAUCAAUUUCAUAUGGAAGGUUGGGUUGCACUAAAAGCAUUUACACUUGGUGCUACGACUAUUGGCCUGGGAAUAAUGUCGAUUAUAAAUUGUGCAGCUGCAUUAUUGGGAGCUAUCAUCCUUGUUCCAAUGUGCCUUAGUGUUUCUCCUUAUAAAUAUUUUUUAAAAGCAGGCAAUGUUAGGAAGUCCUUGUUAAUGUUUUUAAGUAUAAUAUUUAUCGUAUUAGCUUUCCCACCUGUUAUCGUGCUUACUCUUAAAGCUCUUUUGGAUGACUUUUCUAAAGUCAGCAUUGCUGACUUAUGGAACUGGACCGAGAUUUUAUGGGCUUCACAGAGUGCAACAUACAUUUACUUGUUUUUGGUUCAUAUUCCCUGUUGGGUUCUUUGUUCCUAUGUUCUAUUGUAUAAAUAAAUUGAGUUCAUUUACAUUGUUCACAAUUGCAUUCAACGUGCUCUAAGUUGUAUAUGUAACAUCAAGAACAUGUUUUCAUGGCCUGGUAUUUUGAUGCAAGUUGAAGAAAAUGUUUGUUUUUGGUGUGGGCUUACUUCAAGAGUCAUGAUAUUCAUUAGAUUUGGGGAUGCAUGCCUUAUCUUUAGAUGUCAGAAGGAGAUUUUCUGCUUCUCAUUUAUAUCAAAAUUUGAACUUUUCAACA